AUGGAGAGUCUCAAAAAAUUUUGCAAGACAAUCGUAACUGUUUUUUCGGAUGAAUAUUUGUGGUCUCCAAAUGCCAAUGAUAUUGCUCGAUUGCUUGUUGUUGGUGAACAACGGAGAUUCCCAGGAAUGCUAGGAAGCAUUGAUUGCAUGCAUUGGAAGUGGAAAAAUUGUCCUGCUGCCUGGAAAGAGAGAUCUUUUAUUUUCACGGAACUUGCUCAAGAGCGUGCUCCACCAGUCAAUUACACAAUCAAUGGCAACGACUACACUAUGGGGUACUACUUUGCCGAUGGUAUUUAUCCUAAGUGGCCAACGUUUGUGAAGACGAUUCCAUCACCCCAAGGGAAUAAGAAGAAAAACUUUGCCACAGCACAAGAAUCUGCAAGAAAAGAUGUCGAGCGUGCCUUCGGGGUACUUCAACAACGAUUUACAAUUGUUCGUGGACCUUCCCGAUUAUUCAAAGUCAAUGACCUAACAAAUAUAAUGAAAACAUGUGUUAUUCUACAUAACAUGAUCAUUGAGGACGAGCGUGAUGAUAGUCAGGGUCUGAACAUGGAGUACGAUCAACUUGAUGAUGAUAUUCCAGAAUUGUCGCGCAAUCCAACAAAUGAGUUUAUGAACUUCAUUCAGCGCCAUCAUAAAAUUAGGGAUAGCUCGGCACAUCAUCAACUACAAGUAGAUUUAAUUGAACAUCACUAG
Juglans regia (Persian walnut) is the source of this 696-nucleotide messenger RNA. RefSeq lists its product as uncharacterized. NCBI's taxonomy places the organism in Eukaryota, Viridiplantae, Streptophyta, Magnoliopsida, Fagales, Juglandaceae. The record is from RefSeq and is a predicted model, not a curated record. Bases 1 to 696 code for a protein of 231 amino acids. The transcript has 2 exons.